Anas platyrhynchos (mallard) is the source of this 1859-nucleotide messenger RNA. RefSeq names its product transcription factor 15 (gene TCF15). The record is from RefSeq and is a predicted model, not a curated record. Gene Ontology annotation, biological process: developmental process; regulation of transcription by RNA polymerase II. Gene Ontology annotation, molecular function: DNA-binding transcription factor activity, RNA polymerase II-specific; RNA polymerase II transcription regulatory region sequence-specific DNA binding; protein dimerization activity. Lineage: Eukaryota; Metazoa; Chordata; Aves; Anseriformes; Anatidae.
UCUGUGCCCCCAGCCCCCAGCAGCUCCCGGAAUUCCCCCUUUUUGCCUCGUUCCUCCACGGGGCUGGAGGCCAGACGGGGAGCACGGCUCGCAGAGGGGCAGCUCUGCGGCCCCGAUCCCAGCCCAGCAGCUCCUGCAGCCACGUCCCCAGCAGCCCAGGGCCAUUUGCCCAGGGCCGGGCCCUUCUCCCCUUUUGCCUCCCCCCUCCUUGCUGCCCCCCCGGAGCUCAGGAUUUGGUUUUCCCAGAGCCAACAGGAGAAAAAGCUCCAGCUGCCCGUGCGCCUGGCAGGGUGCGGGGUCCAAGGGGACCUCGUCCCUGUCCCACUCGGCACGCGUGGUGCCAGCCCUGGGGACACAGAGGGCGAGGGGCUGCGGGGCUCAGCCUCACCUCAUGUCCCCAGGGCACAAACCUGUCCCCAGUGGGCCUGUGCCCCCCCCGGUUGAUGUCCCCCUGGUGAAGGAACCCGCUGCCAAUCCUCCCGGUUGAGCCCCAUCCCAGCUCCCGCGCCCUGGUGCCACCCCGCUGCUGGCAGGGGACACCUUGAGCAAGGACCAGGGGGGACCCUGAUCAAGGCACCACCCCGCAGACCCCCAGGGGGUCCGGGAUCGGGGUCCGGUGCCCCCCAUGGCACAACCAUGAGCGUGGCACCGCGGCGAGACGGAGCAGGGCCAGGGCGCAGUGGCCACGGCCAACGCUUGGCUCCGGCCAGCCGGGGCGAGGAGGACGCUGGCCUCCUGCCUGGUCCGGCGGCCAGCUGGGGGCUGGCUGGGGGUGGGCUCCAUCUGCAGCCCCUCCCCGGCCAUAUAAAUGCCGGUUCCCCCCACGGCCGGCCGUCCCAGCCCCGCUCGGACGCAGCAGCUGGCGGAGAGGCGGCCGUGCCGGCGGGGGACGAGGGCUCCCCGCGGUUUCGGGGGUUGCCCCCAACGGGGCGGGGGGCUCCGGUCAUGGCUUUCACCAUGCUGCGCCCCGUGGCCGCCCGCGUGCUCUACCCGGACCUGGCCAUGCUGUCGGAGGACGAGGAGAACCGCAGCGAGAGCGACACCUCGGAGCAGUCGUUGGGGUGCUACGAGGCCGUGGAGGCGCGCCGAAAAGUGGCCCGCAAAGCGGGGCCGGUGGUGAUGGUGAAGCAGAGGCAGGCGGCCAACGCCCGCGAACGGGACCGGACCCAAAGCGUCAACACGGCUUUCACCGCCCUGCGCACCCUCAUCCCCACCGAGCCCGUGGACCGCAAGCUAUCCAAAAUCGAGACCUUGCGCCUGGCUUCCAGCUACAUCUCGCACCUGGCCAACGUGCUGCUGCUGGGCGAGGGCUGCGAGGACGGGCAGCCCUGCUUCAGUGCCAUCUACGGUGCCAAGGGCGAGCUGGAGAGCAAGCAGCCCCGCAGCAUCUGCACCUUCUGCCUCAGCAACCAGCGCAAAGGGGGCGGCCGCAGGGACCUCGGGGGCAACUGCCUGAAGGUUCGGGGGGUGCCCCCGCUGCGGGUGGCACGGAGAUGAAGCGGGGCCGCGGGCACCCCACCGGAGACAGCGGUGGCACAGCCAAGCCCCAAGAGACCGCAGCGGGGAGGGAGGCGACGGAGCCCGGCGGGGCCGCGGGUUGGCACCGCACCGACGCCGGCACCGGCACCGGCACCGGCACCGUGGCCGGGAGAGAACUUGUUGGGGGGGGGGUUGUUUGGUCCCAAAACCCCUGGGGUUAAAGGAAAAGGGGAGGGGGACCCGGCUCAACGAGCAGCCCGUGGCGUGGACGGUGGUGGCGAUGCGCUCGGGGAGAAGGGGGGACGGCGGCGCGGCCCCGCGGGCGCUCUGUGUGCACACGCAGCAGCUUGGAAAAUAAACAAAAUCUCUUAUUUUUCUGA